Drosophila arizonae is the source of this 2209-nucleotide messenger RNA. RefSeq names its product Heat shock protein 60B (gene Hsp60B). The record is from RefSeq and is a predicted model, not a curated record. Gene Ontology annotation, biological process: protein refolding. Gene Ontology annotation, molecular function: ATP-dependent protein folding chaperone; ATP binding. Lineage: Eukaryota; Metazoa; Arthropoda; Insecta; Diptera; Drosophilidae.
GAGAAAUAUAUAUACACAAAAGCUCCUGUAAAAUAUAUUAGAAUUUUCCCAAAAUCAGAGACUAAACUCUAAAACAACGUAGCCCUUUCGAAAUGUUUCGUUCGUAUGUGCGGAAGGCCGUUCGGUCUAGCCGGGCAUUCGCCCGGGCCUACUCCAAGGAUGUGGCGUUUGGUGCAGAUGCGCGUGCAAGGAUGCUGCGCGGCGUGGAUGUACUCACGGAUGCUGUCGCCGUCACACUGGGUCCUAAGGGACGCAGCGUCAUAUUGGAGCGACCCUGGACCUCGCCUAAAAUAACGAAGGACGGUGUCUCGGUGGCGCGUGCGAUUUCUCUGAAGGAUCAGCACAUGCAGCUGGGCGCUCGUCUGGUGCAGGACGUCGCGGACAAUACGAAUCAGUCGGCCGGCGACGGCACCACAACGGCAACCGUGCUGGCUCGUUGCAUUGCCAAGGAGGGCUUUCAGUACAUAACGAAGGGUGCCAAUCCAGUAGAGAUACGACGUGGCGUAAUGCUGGCCGUCGAGCAUGUCAAGCAGGAGCUGAAGCUGAUGUCGCGUGCGGUCGAGACGCGGGAGGAGAUUGAACAGGUGGCCACAAUUUCGGCGAACGGCGACACGCAGAUUGGACGCCUCAUAGCGGAUGCAACAGAUCGUGUGGGCCGCACCGGCACCAUCACCGUCAAGGAGGGCAAACGGCUCAAGGAUGAGCUGGAGGUGCUGCAGGGUCUGCAAUUCGACAAGGGCUACAUUUCGCCCUUUUUCGUGAACACAGCCAAGGGCGCCAAGGUGGAAUACACCAAUGCCUAUGUGCUGAUCACACACAAAAAGAUCAAGUCGCUUAGGCAGAUUCUGCGAGCGCUGGAGCAGUCGCUGCGACAACGCCGUCCCCUGCUCAUCAUUGCGGAGGACAUUGAUGGCGAGGCGUUGAACGCUCUGGUGCUCAACCGGCUCAAGCUGGGUCUGCAGGUGUGCGCCGUCAAGCCGCCUGCCUAUGGCGAGUACCGUAAGCAGCUGAUUGGAGAUAUUGCGGUCGCCACGGGCGCCACGGUGUUUGGGGAUGACGUUAACUAUGCCAAGAUCGAGGAGGCCAAGAUUGAUGACUUUGGUCAGGUGGGCGAGCUGGUUGUUACCAAGGACACGACCAUGCUGUUGCAGAGCCAGGGCAAGCCCGAGCUGCUCAAGCGACGCAUCAAAGAGCUGCAGGAUGAACUAAGGGAUCCUGCAACAAAGAACGAGCAGAAAGAGCGCCUACGCACUCGCAUUUCCACGCUGACCAAUGGCGUCGCCGUGAUCCACAUCGGCGGCACCAGCGAGGUAGAGGUGGGCGAGAAGAGGGACCGCGUCACCGAUGCCCUCAACGCUACGCGAGCUGCCAUCGAGGAGGGCAUUGUGCCCGGAGGUGGCACUGCUCUGCUCCGUUGUAUACCACGCCUGCUGGAACUGAAUCCGGACAAUGAGGACUUGAAGCACGGCAUCGCCAUAGUCGCGCAUGCUCUGCGCGUGCCAUGCCUGACCAUUGCAGCGAAUGCCGGGGUCGACGCCGCCAUGGUGGUGGCCAAUGUGAUGAAUGGCGAGGGCGACUUUGGCUACGAUGCCAUGAAGGGUGAAUACGGCAAUCUCAUCGACAAGGGCAUUAUUGAUCCCACCAAGGUGGUGCGCACGGCCAUACAGGAUGCGGCUGGCGUGGCCUCGCUGCUGAGCACCACCGAGGUCAUCAUCACCGAUAUCCACGAUAAGGAUCCCCUGGCUGCUCUUAAUGCUGCCGGUGGUGGUGGUGGUGGACUGGAGGAGGCUCUCGGCGGCAUGGAUUUAGGCGGCAUGGGCGGCAUGGAUGCACUAUCUGCGUUGGGCGGCAUGGGUGGAAUGGGCGGCAUGGGUGGAAUGGGCGGAAUGGGUGGAAUGGGCAGAAUGGGUGGCAUGGAUGACGUGGGGGAAAUAUGUAAUAAGAGUAAGGCCGCAGAGAUGAACGAGGCAGUUCAGAGUAUUCCCGGUAUGGAGGAUGUCACGGUACAUGAUAUUGAUAGCACUCAGUUGUAGAUGUUGUUCGUCCCCUCUUGGCUACUUCACUCUCUCUGUCUCUCUCACAGUCUGUCCUUAUCUGUGUAUUUUUUUUAGCCCUAUAUUACUUUGUGUGUUGGAAACUUUGUUUUUGUAGUUGUGAAUACCAAAUUCUUGUUUUGCUGCCCGAAUAAAAGAAAAAUUGUUAACAGUGC